AAUCUUUAACAGUUAUCCUUCGUAUUCUCCCUAUCUUAAAAAAUAUCAAACGUUGCUUCAUACCGCUCUCCAUACGAUAUUUAGAUACUUCGAUACUUUAGAUACUGAACUGAGUAGAUAAGUGUGUCAGGAUCAGGGUUAGCGUCCUCACGUACAUUAACACUGUACUUAUAGACGGUCGGGUGUGUUAGAAAAACAAGAUGGAGAAACAUAAAAACGUUUUCCUUAAGAAGAGUUUUGUAGUCAUUACCGGCGCCAGUAGAGGACUAGGGAGAUGUAUGGCACUACAGUUUGGUGGAAAGUUCCCUUCUGGGUCUGUGUUAGUACUAAUGGCCAGGAAUGCGGAUGCUCUCACGAGUGUCAGGUCAGACAUGUUGUCUGCUGCUCCAAAUAUCAACGUUGUCGUAAUGCAGUAUGACCAGGGGAAUGUAGAAAAUAUCAAAGAAAUAUUCAACGACCUUUUAGCAGGAAACAACUUUUCAAAAAAUGACUUUGAGCAAUAUAUGAUUGUACACAACUGCGCUACUGUGGGCGAUGUAACAAAGAAAUCACUGGAACUUUCCGACUCCACGUCGGUCAGGAAGUACUUCGACAUCAACCUGACUGGGAUGAUCCUUCUUAACACCAGCUUCUUCCAGACUUUCUCCGAUUCUACAAAAUCUCGUGUCGUGAUCAACAUGACGUCUUCAGCUACAACAACUCCUCUGGGAUACAUGCAACUUUAUUGUGCAGGUAAGGCUGCCCGUGACAUGUUUAUGCGUGUACUGGCCGUAGAGGAGCCCUCUCUGAGGAUAUUGACUUUCUCACCUGCUUCGUCUGACACAGCCUUGAGGAGAGAAGUUGAGAAUUUGUGUCCGGACAAAUCUAUGACUGAUGCACUGAAACGAUUCCGAGAAGAUGGUACGACGAAGCCCCCUGAAUCCCAAAUAUCUAAGCUUGUCCAGAUACUGGAGGAAAACACAUUUGAAAAUGCUGCUUACUUAUCCGGAAAAUAAGAAGAAAAUGAUCAUAUUCUGUGAAGUGUCUAUCAGAUAAAAAAAAUCCAAAAUCGUUAAGCAACUCUAUAACCUGGACAUUUCAGUUAAGAUAAAACGGCAAUGGCAGAAUUCCAAGUUUAAAAUUAAUAUAUUAGACUGUUUACAUCAUGUUAAAUAACUUUUAUAUGUGUAUAAUCAUUUGGGAAUUAAAAAAAACACAUUUUUAUUUUCAAUUGGGCUAUAAAAAACCAUUUGGGAUAUAAAAAUAUCGAGAUAUUAAUCAAAAGGGGGAAAUGCAUAUUUAUGUUAUUGUCAAUAAAAUUUAAUUGAUACCUGUGCUCAUUUGAAUUGACGAGAGAUGACAUAGCACGGAUAGAAAGUAUGCUUUCGGGAGUUGUGAUCGAGCUUUCAAUGACUGAACUAUAUUGUAAAAUAUAGUUAUUUCACACCAUAAAAAGUAUGACUUUGGUGUAUACAUGAUAAAAACAAUAUAAAUAAAAUGAUUAAAUUAAGUUUCGAUUCGUCAGUUUUUGCCAACAGCCAAAUUCUAAAAUCUGCCUUUUUGAUAUUAAAACAGAUAAUACAACAAA
Messenger RNA from Mizuhopecten yessoensis (Yesso scallop), 1567 nucleotides. Its product is annotated as sepiapterin reductase-like. The record is from RefSeq and is a predicted model, not a curated record. NCBI's taxonomy places the organism in Eukaryota, Metazoa, Mollusca, Bivalvia, Pectinida, Pectinidae. Gene Ontology annotation, molecular function: sepiapterin reductase (NADP+) activity. The coding region runs from base 201 to 995 and encodes 264 amino acids. The transcript has 3 exons. Gene Ontology annotation, biological process: tetrahydrobiopterin biosynthetic process.